Messenger RNA from Sphaerulina musiva SO2202, 4192 nucleotides. RefSeq lists its product as uncharacterized. Gene Ontology annotation, molecular function: DNA binding. NCBI's taxonomy places the organism in Eukaryota, Fungi, Ascomycota, Dothideomycetes, Mycosphaerellales, Mycosphaerellaceae. The transcript is spliced from 3 exons. The record is from RefSeq and is a predicted model, not a curated record. The coding region runs from base 1 to 2889 and encodes 962 amino acids. Gene Ontology annotation, biological process: regulation of DNA-templated transcription.
AUGUCUCACAGACGACGAGCCACCUGCGACUCCGAACACCUGACCACCACCCCAUCGAAACGCUCCCGGAUUGACCGUGGCCAUGCUGCACACUUCCCACGCCCCAAGUACAAGCCGCAUGUGGACUCCGGCAUUGGCAAGAAUUUUCACAGCCUGCGGUAUCCGUUAAGCCUCCUCCCUUACAGGUCGUGGGCGGCUUUGAACAACGGCGAGGUCAGCGGUGGUGUCUGUCCUCAAUGUGGCAAGGACCGCGAUGCCACUCCGUACCAGCGGAAGCUGUUUCUGGUCGCCGAAAGGUUGAGUUGGGGGUCUGGAACGACGAGUCGGCAACAGAAAGAGCAAAAUGAGGUGGCGCUGUGGGCCGUGAACGCCGACCUGGACGUGUUCGAGCCAGCUGUGGAAGACGACGAAGUCAUCAUGGGCGGCCGGCAUAGCCGUGAAAACAAAUGGUACCCAUUUCGCGACCAGCUCGAAGCGGACCUGGCGUUGAAGAUUGUGGAAAAGGCCAACAUCCUGAGCGAGGCAUCUUGGAAAGUAUGGAAGGACGUAGCCUUGCUCAGACAGACCGGACGGAAACCCCUGGGCGAGCUGGGCUCAAGUUCAAGUCAAUCACCACGAUGGUCAUCCAGGAAGAACAAGCGCGAUGCUGGAACGGCGUCUGACUCGUCUAUGCCCAAAACACUGUUUUCAGACCCUCCUCUUGAAGAUGUGGCCAUAAUGAAGUGUAGCUAUGAGACCCUUUCAGACUUCUACAGCAUACUCGACAAGAUUGAGAAGACUUCACCAGUGGCAGCAAGGUACCUGGAGGCCUAUGCGGAACGACUUCACGUAGAUGCGUGCAAGAGUUGUUGGUUCAAGAACACCAUUGUUGACCUUCCUGAUGAGGGUCAGGCUGUGGGUUCAGUGGAAAGCAUACGGCUUGCAGGCGGUGCAGGUCUGCCUCCUACAGGCGCAUUCGCGGUAUCGCCAGAUACGCAGCCUUCCGCUAUUGGCUCCUGCGUCUACUCUAACUCACAUCUUCUGCAGGGUCCGAACUUUUCGAAACGCUCUGUAUCCUUACACCACGGGCAUAGCUCUCGUGGGCCAGCUGGUCCAGGUCAUGUUCUAGCACCACGGCCAUGGGCGCAGCUCCCGCCUUCUCGAGCCCCAUUGGUGGCAGCUGCAGCCGCAGCGCUGGUGCCGCGACAACGUCAAGCUACAGAGUGGCUACAACGUCACUUUUCUGUCGAUGCCACUACGCACACCACGAUGAACGUGUUGUGGCAGACAUAUAGAGACACUUUCCCUGGUGUCCCUCAACUCGGUUACGCUGAGUUUGUGGAUCGGGUGCUGGAGACUUUUGCUGCAUCAAAGCUGCUACCUCUAGGAGACGGUACUUUUAUGGUCCAGGGCGUCCGCCAGAAUGUCACUAUUGGUGAAGCUCGAUCCUCUCAUAGUACCAAUCAGAACAGAGGCAGCCACAACAUGUUGAGCUUGGUUCCUGCUACCCACCCGAAAGAAGAAAGUCUUUUUGAGUGGUUGCGAAGAACUUACGAACCGUACCAAUAUGCAGAAGUCUCAGCUACGCAACUGAUCGAAGCAUAUCGCAGCGAUUUCGGCAGAUCUCCCUGGGCGUCUCUUCCCUUGCUCGACGUUUCCAAGGAGAUCCCCGGCUCCAGAUCUUCGUUACGCAAUGGCAAAGUUAUUUAUUUCAACCUCCGACGGAAAUCAAACUGCCACGCUGCGGCACCGGACAGCCAGCAAGCUCAACAUGGUGCGACCACCAGCGCGAGCGCUGGUACUCAGGACGGAGUGGCUGCCUUGGAAGAGCCGAUGAGAAGCGCUCAGUGGCUUCGAUUUCAUUAUAUUGCUGAUCCUGACUCCGAAGUCCCACAGCAGGCUUUGUUUGCUGCAUAUCGAGAGCGAUUUGGAACGUCGCAGAAACUAAAUGGCGUAGAAUUCCUCGAUAGUGUCGAGAGGACCUUUCCCACGACGAGCAGAGGACGCAACGCUGCCCAGGAUUAUGUGAUAAAAGGCCUGAUGCCGAAGCCAUCGGAUGUGUCAAUCAAACAGCGUACGCCGAUUACGUCUCAGCCGAGGUUGCCCCAGGCAGAUUCAGGACUCUCAAGUACCACUGAAGGCAAGCUGACAGUCCUUGUCGAGGCAAGGGACAAGCCUCCCGUAUACGUGAAAGUUUCCCCUGCCACAACUAUCUCCCAUAUCGUCAAUGGCAUGAAGAAAUGGAUGAAUCUACCAAUCGACCAGCCCGCCAACCUUUGCUUUGGGGGUGUACGCCUAUCCCCAGAGAGCCGAGUGGAAGACACCGAUUUGGAAGAUAUGGACAGCGUUGACCUUAUCCUGGGAGGCAGUCUUCGCGCUGAUAAGGUUGAAUCGUGUAAGACAUGGCUGCGUAAGCAGUAUAUUGCAGACGAAAGUGCGCCUCGGAUUCGUUCCGCCAGCAUCUGGCUGUCCUAUCGCAGUGCAUGCCACAGUUGUACUAUACCUGCGGCGGAACGGUCCAUUUGUCCUGAAAAAGCGGACUUCGAAAAACUCAUUCUAGAAGUAUACCCAUCAGCGACUUUGCACCGAUCCGUAUCUGGCGCCAACAUCAUCAAGGGCGUGAAGUCUCGCUGGCCCUCGUUCGAGCCAGCGCGCACGUCCGCUUGGCUGAAGACCAAUCUCAUGGCCGAUAGGCUUGCCACCACUCCCAAGAGUAAGAUCUGGCAAGCAUAUCGAGACGACUUCGCCCCUCCCAAUUCUGAAGUACCAAUUCUGAGCCAUCGCGAGCUAUUCAUGAAGAUAUGUAAGGAUUUUCCAGAUCUCUCGUCGGCGUAUGGCGGGUCAGGCCAGGAUUUCCGCGUCGUGAAUGGCAUAAGGAUUAAGACCCAAGACGAAAGAGAGUCUGCUUAGGAAGCAAGCGCCUUGAUCGUGUCGACGUCUUUCAAAGACUUUGUGAGGCAAUUGCAGAAUCACGCCUACGGAACCCCGGCUGACAUGCUGCGCCUCCUAUUUUCAAACCUGGGCUUGUCUUCCAAGUCCUCCCGCCUUAAUCGGACGCAAGUGAGGGGAGCAAAGAGGAAGACGAUAGUGGCGAAGAUGAAGAUGAUGACAUGCCUCUCAAGAGAAAAGCGAGCUAUUCCUCUCGGGCUGAGUGCGACAGCGACUAGAUACCCUUGGAACUAUCAUUGAAUGAACCCAUCUCCUCCGCAAUCAAUACCGUCAUUUAUUCAUUCCCAAAACCACUCUCAUCUCCGUCACAGCUUAGCUUUCAACGGCUUAUCAAACCCAGGCGCAAACGUAGUUCCCUGCCCUUGUCCCAACGCCUCCACAAUGCUAUCCACCUGCUGCAACAACCACAAACUCCCCUCGUUACUCGCCAACCAUUUCCCGCCCUGCACCUCCUCCUCCGACUCGGCCGUCCCAUCCUCAAACGCUUUCCGCAGCCCAAAAACAUGACUGACCACUUGUGGCCCCACUCCACUUUGUGCUCGAAGACACGCCACCGCAAUCACAGACGUCAAGACCCGUCCCACAUUCGGUAUCGCAGACGACGAGCCAGUAGAACUCGUCGUCGUCGUACUCCAAGCAGGAUCCGAAAACAACCCUCCAUACUCGGCCUCAAUAAUAUGCACAGGCAAAUCCGGAUGCGACACAGCAAGUUUCGCUUUCAAUUUCUCGCUAAAUGGAUGAUAGAUACUUUCCCACAAGGCUUCCCCUCGCGCCAACAUGGCUUCGACAUUUUUCGCUGUGAGAUUUCUGCGAGGAGGCCGGGCUUGGAGGGAGGAUUGGAUUUCUGGGGGUAGGCCGGAGUGGAAUGCUCCGAGGACGUUGAUGGUGCGGGGUACGCCGUUGAAGCCGAUGCAUUUGAGACCGACUUCACGCAUGAGUUCGGCGGUGUAGAGGGCUUGGUUUGGGAAGGGGUUUUUUUGAUGGGUUGGGGUUGUUGUGGUUGCUAGGCGGUAGAGGGCGAGCAUGGAUUCGGGAGAGUUCAUGGUCAUUGUGGCGGCGGUAGAUGCACAGAGCCACGCUGAUAGACCGACUUUGUUCGAUCCAGCCUCGGAAGCUAUUCGUUCGUAGAUGGAUGUCACAUUCUUGGGCGCUGGGAUUGUGUUGGGUUUGGCGUGAGCGGCGUUUAUGAAUUGCUUCAGCGAGUCUGAUAGUUUCGACAUGGUGGAUAUUGUCACAAUGGAGAGCAGACUAGAUUCUGUUCGAC